AAUCGCCUCGGCCACCACCAGCAGUAUGCUGAAUUACCAGGACUUGGAGAUGGUCAAUGACUUUACUGACUUGGAGCGCUUCCUUAGCUACUCGCUCAAGUCGUCUAGUCUCAUCCAUCGGGUGACGAAAAACUACCAGGCCGAUGAGAAAAUCUCGAUCAACGACCAGAUCCAAAAGUACUUGAAGCUUCGUGCCAGCUUCAAGCAGACUCAGCUGAAGCGCAACAAGGGCAAUAAAAAGCUCAAGAGCACCUCCAUGCCGCCACCAGACCCUGGGCCUGUUCCCGAGCUGUUUAACGGUUUGAACAAUUUCGGGUCCAACUUGCUCACCGAGAACAACCUUUUUGACAAGUUGAUCAUCAACGACUUCAACGACGUUUCGGCCACCAAGGCGUGUGCCAUUUGUAGCAAGUCCACGUGUUUCUGCUUGGAUACUGAUAAGAAGUACUCUGACAGUACGUAUAGAUGAAUAAUGAAUUGCGGGUGUAUAAUAGAUGAUAAUGAAUGAGGUGUAUAAGGAUAAUGAUGAGGUGUAUAUAUGAUAAUGAUGAGGUGUAUAUAUGAUAAUGAUG
Molecule: messenger RNA, 572 nt
Organism: Yamadazyma tenuis ATCC 10573
Lineage: Eukaryota; Fungi; Ascomycota; Pichiomycetes; Serinales; Debaryomycetaceae
Source: RefSeq, a predicted model, not a curated record